UGUGCAAAAUAAAAAUCAACGCAACUGUUUUCUUAAUAAUACUUCAAAUAUUCUUGGUGGCAGCAGUUGCCCUUGAAGAGACAUGCGUAUUCGACCGAAAAAUGGAAGAGCAAUGCCUAAAUCAGACCUAUAAAACUGUGAAACCGUUGCUAGAUUAUUUUCGACAGGUUAGAAAUGAGUUAGAAGACAACGAAAUUAAAGAAAAUAUGUUAAAUGAAUUAAAUUCGGAUCUUAUGGAAAAGUAUCAUGAAAUUGUGAGGAUUCAUGAAAAAUUCAUGAAAGAGACAGCUCUAUUAGAUGACUAUAAAAACAAAAUUAUUAAAGGUGAAAACGAUUUGCAAUUGAGUAAAAAUAAAGUUGAAAAAUUAGAAUCUGAUAUUAAUUCGCAACAAAAUAUUAUUGUGAAAUUAAAAGGAGAAAUAGCUGUUAAAUCCACAGACUUAGAAAAUUGCCAACUUCAAUUUCAAAAUCUUAAUUCUAGUUUAAUUGAAAAAGAUGAAAAAAUUAAGAGAUUUAGUGAGAAUAUUCAAAAUAAUACUAAACAUCAGAAAACACUUGAGUUGAAAUUAGAGAAGAGUAAAUCUAUAUUAAUAAAGAAAGAUAAAGAUAUUCAGUUAUACCAAUUUGAAAUUGAUACAUUAAAUCGGACAUCAGAGAAUAUCAGAGAACAGCAGAAAAAAAUUCAAUUGGAAUUAAAAGAAAGUGAAAUCAAGCUAAUAGAUAAAGUGAAAGAAAAUCAGUUAUGUCAAUUUGAACUUGAUAAGUUAAGUCCCACAACUUGCAUCCCUUUUAGAGAUUCAGAUGUUCAUCAACUCAAUGUUUCUGGCGUAGGUUUCUUCGAUGUUUUAUGCAAUAGUCAGAUAGCUGGACCUGGAUGGAUUGUAAUACAACAACGAGUUGGGGGAAAUGAGAGUUUUAAUAGGGAUUGGGCAACGUACCGCAAAGGUUUCGGUUCUUAUAAGAGUGAUUUCUUCCUGGGACUCGAGAAAAUGCAUCGUAUCACGAGCUUGCAGCGAUUCGAACUUUAUAUACAUUUGGUUGCUGUGAAUGGAAGUGUCUUCUACGCUGGUUAUGACGACUUCAAAAUAUCUGAUGAAGACCAUGGAUACGCACUGAGUUUGGGUAAAUUCAGCGAAACUAUUAUUAGAGAUUCGAUGAGAUACAGCGAAAACAUGAAAUUCUCAACAUUCGAUCGCGACAACGAUUUUAGCGGUGCCAAUUGUGCAGCUGAUUUUAAAAGUGGCUGGUGGUACAACAAUUGUCAGCAUGGUAACUUAAAUCAACCAAAUAUGAUUUACCCAUUGUUUUACAUGCAAGAAGCUAAGAUGCUAAUUCGUCCCAAAGAUGCGAUGAAGAAGUGAUAAACUGAAAACAAUAUAUAUUACAUAAACAAACAUAAAAAAAAAAUAUAAUUAGUUAUAUUUUUAUACCCGCUAUCCAUAGGGUAGAAGGGUAUUAUAACUUUGUGCCGGCAGGAAAUGUAUGUAACAGGUAGAAAGAUGCAUCUCCGACCCUAUAAAGAGUAUAAAUUCUUGAUCAGAAUCAACAACCAAGACGAUCUAGCCAUAUCCGUCUGUCCGUCUGUCCGUAUGAACACAUAGUUCUCAGAGACUAUA
Drosophila nasuta is the source of this 1616-nucleotide messenger RNA. RefSeq names its product fibrinogen-like protein 1. The coding region runs from base 102 to 1361 and encodes 419 amino acids. The transcript is spliced from 3 exons. NCBI's taxonomy places the organism in Eukaryota, Metazoa, Arthropoda, Insecta, Diptera, Drosophilidae. The record is from RefSeq and is a predicted model, not a curated record.